Molecule: messenger RNA, 937 nt
Organism: Capsicum annuum
Lineage: Eukaryota; Viridiplantae; Streptophyta; Magnoliopsida; Solanales; Solanaceae
Product: CRIB domain-containing protein RIC4
Exons: 3
Coding region: 164-649 (161 amino acids)
Source: RefSeq, a predicted model, not a curated record
CCUUCUUUAUUGUGUGUGUGUUUCACAUCUUCUUCUAUACACAUCUAAAAUCAUAAUAUCUUCUUCAUUAAGCCAUUUGCUAUCUCCUAAUAUUAACUCCAUUUAUCUCUUCCAUUCUUCCCAUUUCUAUCAUUUUUAUAUUAGUGGAACAAAAUAAAAAAACAUGAAGGACAGAUCCAUGGACAAGUUGUUUGUUGUUUUUCCAUUCUCCUUAGGUUGUAGUUCUGAAUCAAGUGUUCCAGUGGCCAAUACCAACAGAAGCCAACCUCCAUAUAACACAAAGAAUUCAGUAAUAAAUCAAGUUCCAACAAAAAGACAAGUAGGAGAAGAGAGUUCAUCAAAAGUGAAAAUAAAUGGUUUUUUGAUCAGACGACGAAUUUCUCAUGGAGUGCACACAUUGAAAAGGAAUUUCAAAGGUUUCUAUCAAUUAUUUGUGUACAAAGAAGAAGAGAUUGAAGAAAUGGAAAUAGGAUAUCCAACAGAUGUGAAACAUGUAACACAUAUAGGAUUUGAUGGAUCUAAUAAAAUUAAUAAUAAUCCUAUGAUUAAGAGUUGGGAUAAUUCUAAAUCACUUUCUUUUCCUUCAAUUUCUAUUCAACAAUUUGAACUUGCUAUGGCUACUCAAGCUAGUGGAUCCUCUAGGUUUUAGUUUGUUACCAACAAAUUUUCUUGACUUUCUAAUGUGUUUUUUUAUCGAUCGACUAAAUUUAAAUUCGUGACGAAAAAUUUUACGUUGAAGAUAAAGUGUUUUGAUUCUAACAAAAACAGUUCUAUAUAUCUGAAUGGGUACUUAUCGCUUUACUAUAAUCUUUUGUUUGUAUCUCCAUUGUCAAUUUUGGUUUUAUUAUUGUUGUUGUUUUCAUAUGUCUAUGGGGAAAACAUUUGUAUUAGUGUGUGAAAUUGAAUGUAUGUAAUGUAGUUUCUUUCCUUUUUCCCC